AAGAGUCCUACCACCAAAAAUAUCCCCACGGGUACCCAAUAGAGCGCGGGAUCAUCAACUCCUGGGAGGAUAUGGAGGCCGUGUGGAAGAACGUCUACGACAAUGACCUGCAGAUGCAACCUAGUGAGCAGCCCGUGAUUCUGACCGAGGCCCCGCUCAACCCUCUGGUCAACCGAGAGAAGAUGACCGAGCUCUUCUUUGAGCGCUUUGACGUACCAGCUCUCUAUGUGUCUAUCCAGGCCGUGCUCGCGCUCUACGCUUCGGGACUCACCACGGGCUGCGUGGUGGACUCCGGUGACGGUGUCACCCACAGCGUGCCAAUCUUUGAAGGCUACUGCUUGCCCCAUGGUGUCCUCCAGCUUGACCUGGCUGGCCGCGAUCUUACAGACUACCUAACACAGCUUCUGAGAGACAGCGGCACUUCACUAGACACCGCAGCUGGGAAGCAGCUUGUACAAAACAUAAAAGAAAAAUUAUGUUAUGUGUGCCUGAAUCUAGAGGAGGAGAUGGCUAAGAAACCUAGUGAAGUGGAAAAAACUUACCACCUUCCUGAUGGCAAUGAAGUUAAGGUUCAGGAUCAAAGGUUUCGUUGUCCAGAAGCCCUUUUUUAUCCUCAUAACAUUGGUGUAGAGGCACCAGGGAUUGACAAGCUCUGCUUCAGCUCUAUCACGAAGUGUGACGUUGGCCUGAGGGCUUACUUCUACUCCAACAUCAUCCUUUCUGGUGGUUCCAGCCUCUUCCCUGGAAUUGCUGAACGCUUCAACAAGGAGAUGGUCCACAUGGUCCCGGGUGAUGUUAAGGUGAAAGUCAGUGCUCCUCCUGAGAGGAAGUUUUCGGCUUGGAUAGGAGGCUCUAUCCUUGCCUCCCUGAGUGCCUUUCAGCAAAUGUGGAUUACCGUGGCAGAGUACAGGGAGGUGGGGCCUAACAUCGUGCACAGAAAAUGUUUCUAA
This is a messenger RNA of Struthio camelus australis, 950 nucleotides long. It is a transcript of the gene ACTRT3, whose product is annotated as actin related protein T3. Lineage: Eukaryota; Metazoa; Chordata; Aves; Struthioniformes; Struthionidae. The record is from RefSeq and is a predicted model, not a curated record.